This is a messenger RNA of Rotaria sp. Silwood2, 381 nucleotides long. The record is from the annotation of a GenBank genome assembly. Lineage: Eukaryota; Metazoa; Rotifera; Eurotatoria; Philodinida; Philodinidae.
AUGACUUUUCUAUUGUGCCCAUCUCAUCCUUUUCCAUUAGGAGCUCUUGUCUCUGUUCGAGCUGUUCUACAUUUAUCUCUCUUUUUAGCUAAAUGUUGUGGCACAGGCAUUUUAAGAUUUUGUUGUCCAUCUAAAUCAACAUGUAGUUCCUACCCUAUCUGCGAUAAUUAUUAUUAUUGGGGAAGUCUGACACUUGCUGGUCUAAUCGGUGUUAUUGCGGCUAGUAUUAUUGGAUGUAUCUUAUUAAUUGCAUUAUGUAGCUGCUUGUGUAAAAGACGACAACGAACAACAGAAAGACAUAUAACAUUUUUACCACAAUCAUUUCAUAAUCCUGUUGUACAUCAAGCACCACCACCUUAUACAUAUUCUACUAAAGCAUAA